Molecule: messenger RNA, 747 nt
Organism: Aspergillus fischeri NRRL 181
Lineage: Eukaryota; Fungi; Ascomycota; Eurotiomycetes; Eurotiales; Aspergillaceae
Product: putative NlpC/P60-like cell-wall peptidase
Exons: 1
Coding region: 1-747 (248 amino acids)
Source: RefSeq, a predicted model, not a curated record
AUGCAGCUCAAACUCGUCGCUCUGACCCUGGCUGCGGCCGUCUCCAUGGUCAACGGGUACCCCAUUACUGGCAAUGAAGUCAACUGCCGUGCCGGUCCCUCGACGAAUGAUAAGGUUGUCAAGUCAUACCACAAGGGGGACGAUGUCAAGCUCUCUUGCCAGACCUAUGGCGAAAAUGUUCAGGGCAACUCCAUCUGGGACAAGACAACUGACGGCUGCUACGUUUCCGACUUCUACGUCAAGACGGGCUCAAACAGCAUGGUCACCAAGGAGUGUGGUGGUGGCACCCCCCCUGACGGCAAUUCGUCCUACAACGGCAAGAUCACCCGCAAGGAGAUCAUCUCCCGCGGUCAGUACUGGGUCUCACGCCACGUCCCCUACUCGAUGAACAAGGUAUACCCGGACCCUCAAGGCCGCAAAUACCGCACAGACUGCUCGGGCUUCGUCAGCAUGGCUCUCCAUACCAAUUCGCCAGGCUUCAGCACUGUCAGUCUCCCGGAGAUUGCCAAGCCUAUCUCAUGGAAUGAUCUCAAGCCCGGUGACUUCGUUGGUACCCUAGGUCCCGGCACUGGCGGUGCCGCCGGCCACGUCACUCUGUUCCUUUCGUGGGCCGACAGUUCCAAGAAGGAGUACAAUACCCUUGAAUGCCGCGGCACCUACGGCUGCGUCAAGUAUAAGCGCCCAGUUGGUUGGAAGAAUGGCAGCUUCACCGCCAAGCCCUACAGGUACAUCCGUGUUGUGGACUAA